Engraulis encrasicolus (European anchovy) is the source of this 1467-nucleotide messenger RNA. RefSeq names its product claudin 11a (gene cldn11a). Gene Ontology annotation, molecular function: structural molecule activity. The transcript has 3 exons. The coding region runs from base 198 to 842 and encodes 214 amino acids. Gene Ontology annotation, cellular component: bicellular tight junction; plasma membrane. Lineage: Eukaryota; Metazoa; Chordata; Actinopteri; Clupeiformes; Engraulidae. Gene Ontology annotation, biological process: bicellular tight junction assembly; cell adhesion. The record is from RefSeq and is a predicted model, not a curated record.
AUCCAUCAGGUGGACUUCUAUGAUCUUUUCAGCCACUAAUCAAAUUUACCAAGAACAGCAUUUACAGAAUAACGGUUUGCCACUGGAAAUAACGGGUAAUCGAACAGAUAGCUUUGAAAAAUUGGUCUUUAAUAACCAAACUUUAGAUUUUUGGCUGUGGAAGAUUUUCGCGACUUUCUUGUGGGGAAAAAUACACCAUGGCGAACACCUGUUUGCUGUUAAGCGGGUUCAUCGUCAGUUCCAUCGGAUGGAUAGGACUCGUCAUUGCCACGGCGACAAAUGACUGGGUUGUGACCUGCAAAUAUGGACCAAAUACUUGCAAAAAGAUGGACGAACUGGGUGCCAGAGGGUUAUGGACGGAGUGUGUGAUCUCUACCGCACUGUAUCACUGCACCUCACUCGUACAGAUUUUGGAUUUACCUGCUUACAUCCAGACCUGUCGUGCUCUGAUGAUCACGGCGUCGAUCCUUGGUUUGCCCGCUGUGGCGCUCGUGCUGUGCUCCAUGCCCUGCAUCAACCUGGGAAAUGAGCCAGAGAGCGCUAAAAACAAACGCUCUGUAUUCGGCGGGGUACUCAUUCUGAUAAUAGCCAUGUGUGGGAUCGUCUCCACGGUGUGGUUUCCCAUUGGUGCCCAUAGAGAGGAGAGCCUCAUGUCUUUCGGAUUCUCGCUCUACGCAGGAUGGGUUGGUGCCGCAUUCUGUUUGCUGGGGGGCUGCAUGAUCACCUGCUGCAGCGCCGAAAGCCCCGCUCCGUACGCUGACCACAACCGAUUCUACUACUCCAAACAGGGACCCAACACCGUUCCGCCAUCCACCAACCACGCCAAAAGCGCACACGUGUGAUGUGAAGUUUGAGCUAGUCGUGCUGAACAACUCGGAGAACUGAGACUAUUGUGUGUGCAUUUUAAUGUGCCAUUUUUUUCCUCGCUAUCACACGAUAUGUCCACUAUGCGCUACCUGGCUGGGACAAUUGGACGCUUGUUUGGAGACUAGAAGGGACUUUUGCGCAUGGCUAGAGCUCUUCUUAUCAGGUGCCUCAGUUGCGGUGCAUACUGAGGCAGAGACUCACCCAGCAGUUACAUAACUCCAGCCCACUGUCAGCCAAACCAGAACUGAGUGGACAUUAUUCCAAACUUUUUUUUCGUAUGUAUGUCGCCGGCAAUGAGCAAAAUGCUGUUUAAACUUUUGUAAUGGAAGUAGACUCAUUAUAUUUUGCAUUUUCAAAAAAAAAAAAAACCUAACUAACACAAAUUCAUUUGAAAUGUGGGCUUGGUCCAUCUGAGAUGAUCGACAUACUUUUUUCCUGAAACAAAAAGGUGAAAAGACAUAUGUAACCAGUUCCUCUCUAACAGUGUUCUAUUUUUUCUAGAAACUUGUAAGACAUUUACGACGUAGUUUGUGAUUUCUUUUAUUUAUUGCAACAUUUGUAUCAAUUUAUAUUUUUUAUUUUUAAUAAACAACUUCUUUC